AUGUAUAUUUUGGUUUGCUUAUUGUUAUUAUAAUAAGUAGAACCAAAUGCGAUAUUCUUUCUACCUCAUUCACAUGAUGAUGUUGGUUGGUUAGACACAGUAUGGAAUAUUUAUGAAUUUGGACCAGGAGUGAAAAACAUAAUAUCAUCAUAUUCAGAAGCCUUAUUGAAAGAUUCAGAGAGAAAAUUUGUAUAAGUAGAAACUAUAUAUUUUAAAAAAUGGUAUGAAGAAUAAGAUAUUGAUACAAAACAAAAGAUUAAAUAAUUAAUUUUAAAUAGACAAUUAGAGUUUGCAGCAGGAGGAUGGUCAAUGAAUGAUGAAGCAACUACAUAUUAUGAGGAUAUUAUUGAUUCAUUCACUGGAGGUCAUACUUACUUAUAUGAAUAAUUUAGAGUUACACCAAGAGUUGGUUGGUAAAUUGAUCCAUUUGGACAUUCUUCUACAUUUGCUUAUAUAUCUUAUAUGAUGGGGAUGGAUGGAUAAUAUUUUGCAAGAAUUGAUUAAUUAGAUAAAUCUGAGAGACUUAAAAAUAAAAAUUUAGAAUUUAUAUGGAAUCCUAAACCUGGAAUUGAAUUCUUCUGUCAUAUCAACUAUAGACAUUAUUCAAGUCCUCCAGGAUUUGAUUUUGAUCCUUUGAGAUCAUCUCCUGAAAUAUAAGAUUAUUAAACAACUUAAAAAGCAAACUAAUUAUUAGAAUAUUUUGGAUAGUAGUCUACUUAUUAUUAAGGAGAUACUAUUGUACAUACUUUAGGCGAUGAUAAUGAAUGGUCAUCUGCUGAAACAUAUUUCAAAAAUAUUGAGAAAGUAAUUCAAAAUAUUAACAAAAGAAACAGUACAUAAAAAAUAUAAUUUUCUACUCCUCAUUAAUAUUUAAAAAUAUUAAACCAAUAAAUGUUAUCUUAUUCAGUUAAAUAUGAUGAUUUUUUCCCAUAUUCAGAUAAUUUCCAAUCCUACUGGACUGGAUAUUAUACUUCCAGAAUAAGUUUUAAAGGAUAUGUUAGAUAAUUGAGUAAAGAAUUUCAAUAAAUAAAAACCUUCUUAUCUAAAUAAAUUUCUUAUGAAAAUAUUAAAGAUGAAGAUGAAUUAUUCUAACUAUUAAGUGAACAUAAUUAAAAUAUGGGUAUUGUAUAACAUCAUGAUGCUAUUACUGGAACAGCCACACAGUUUGUAAAUGAUGAUUAUGUUAAAUUAUUAUAAUAAUCAUCAACACUUUUAGAAUAAUAUAUGAGAAAGCAUGUUUCAAUAAUAACAGAAUAAUAGUUACAAUAUAAAAAUUAUGAAUUUUAUACUUGUUAUUACAAUAAAUCUAUAUCUGACUGCAAAUAAUUAGAUUUAUGGCUUACUUCAAAUAAAACUGUUCUUUUAGCUUUAUUAAUGAAUUCAAAUAGGAUAGUUAAAUUACCUGUUCCUAAUCUUCAUUAUAAAAUUUUAGAUGAAAAUAAUAUAUCUUUAAAUUAUUCUUUAUUAUGUGAUAAUCAUGAUUGUGCUUUAUAUUUUAUAAUAGAUUAAGAUAAGAUUUAAGAAAUAUAAUUUUAUAAAAUAAUUCCAUAAGUAGAUAAACAUCCUCCUAUAACUAAAAAAAUAGAGAUUAUUUUAAAUGAAGAUUCUGAUUUAUCAACGAUUUUAAAUAAUAAUACAAAAACUAAUCAUACUUUUAAAUUAUCAUACUCAUACUAUAAAUCUUCUUCUGAUUCUAGAUAACCAAGUGGUGCAUAUAUAUUUAGACCUGAAGGAAACCUUUAUCCUUAUGGUAGUAUUGUUCAUUCUUCCAUUCAUUAAGAUGAUAUUGUUACAGAAUUAAUUAUUAAAAGAAGUGAUGUAACUACAAAAAUAAGAAAAUUUAAACAUUUGAAUAAUGAAUAUGAGAUUGAAACACAUUUGAAUUCACUUGAGUUCAUUAAUAAAACAGGUAGAGAAGUAGUUAUGUUAAUUGAUACAGAAAUAUAAAAUAAUAAUAUAUUUUAUACAGAUAGUAAUGGUUUAGAUCUAUAAAAGAGAAUUGUAAAUUAUAGAGAAACUUUUAAUUUAGUGAGUUCUGAACCUAUUUCAUAAAAUUAUUAUCCAGUAACUAAUAUGAUAUUACUCAAUUAAACUAAUGGUUAAUCAGUUGCUGUUAUUAAUGAUAGAUCUUAAGGUGGUACUAGUUUAAAACAAGGAUAAAUUGAAUUAAUGAUUCAUAGAAGAAUAGGAACUGAUGAUAGAAGAGGUGUUGGAGAAGCUUUAAAAGAAGAUAUAGAUGAUCCUUAAUGUUAUAAAACUAACAAGUGUUCAACUAAAAAAGGUAUCUCUUAAACUUUAUUACAUCAUCUUACAUUCUUUGAUAGCAAUCAUAAUCCAAAUUAAGCUAGAAAAGUUUAAUUAAGACAAGAUAUGAUUGCACUCAAAUAUUUUGCAGAAGAUUUUUCAUCUACCUUCAAUUUUUCAAAAAAUAAAGUCAUCGCUUAAAGUUAUCUUGAUGAAAUAGUAGUAUUUGAUGAAGAAUCUAUAUCAAAAAUAAGAAUCGAACCAUAAUUAUAAUAUUUUAUUGUUAGGAUACAUAAUCUAUAAGAAGUUGGUAUUAUUGAUUUUAAUCUACCUAAAAGUGUUUAAUAUUUUUCAACUACUAUGAAUGGUCUUAUGACAAUUGAAGAAUGGCAAUCAUCUAAAUUAUGUAUUAAAUCAAUCUAUUAUCAUAGAAUGGCAAACCAAGAAUAUUACUAAAACUUAAUUUAUAUCAAACGAAUUUUAAGUUCAACCCUUAUUCAUAUCAACAUUUAUUAUUAUUAGGUGA
Molecule: messenger RNA, 2770 nt
Organism: Paramecium sonneborni
Lineage: Eukaryota; Ciliophora; Oligohymenophorea; Peniculida; Parameciidae
Source: the annotation of a GenBank genome assembly